AUGCCCGCGCUAGAGUUGCAAGGAAAGCUCAGGAAAGUCGGAAUUGAACUGCGAAGCCUGCAGCCGAAUCUUGUGGAUCAAAUUUGGCAGUCUUGUGGAGUCGAACCGACAGAACCAGUCAGGCUGCAUCCUGUCAAGUUGGCCGGCAUCGGCACGCCCGAAAAGCUGCGGCAGGUCCGACGAAAGAUGGUGGACAAUAAAGCUGACGCAUUGCUCGUGACAGCUUUGGACGAAGUAGCGUAUUUGUUCAACAUCCGCGGGGGUGAUGUCCAGCACACUCCCGUGGUUCUAGCCUUUGCCCUUGUGGAUAUGAGUGGGGCUGCCAUUUUCCUGGAUGAAGGCAAGCUGACCAGCGAGGUGCGAGAAUACUUGCAAGACUGCAACGUCAGCAUUUAUCCUUAUGCUUCGUUUGAUCAAGCUGUCGCUGAACGGGCUCAGUCUGGCCAGCGAGUGUGGAUGGAUACAAAGCGCUGUAACUACUCACUUUACCUGGCAAGUGGCAGCAACGGGCCUGCGGUGGCCAAGCGAUCUCCUGUCGCGGAACUUCAAGCUAUCAAGAACGAAGCUGAAAUAAAGGGCAUGAUGGAGGCACAUCGUCGCGAUGGAGUCGCACUGUGUGCUGCCUUUGCGCAACUGGAGCGCAUGGUGAACAGUAGCGGCCCAGUGACUGAGAUUGAUGUGGAUGGAGCUGUGACAGCUGCCCGGGCGACGCAAGCGGGCUACCUGGACAGAUCAUUUGAGACAAUCGCUGGGUAUGGAGCCAAUGCAGCAAUCAUCCACUACGUUGCGCAGGCAGAAUCUGCGGCGAUGGUUGGAACGGAUUCCAUUCUGCUACUCGACUCGGGGGCACAGUAUCAAGAUGGGACCACUGAUGUGACUCGAACUUUGAAAUUUGGCAAGCCAACGCAUGAAGAGCGUCAGUUAUUCACCAGAGUUCUCAAGGCUCACAUUGGUCUUGCAACAGCAACGUUCCCCGAUGAUGUCCCAUGCUUCAUGUUGGACUCAUUCGCUCGAAAGCCCUUGUGGGAGGUGGCUGCUGACUACCGCCAUGGGACUGGGCACGGUGUAGGGGCUGCCCUGCACGUUCACGAAAUUCCGCCAUAUAUUGGUCAGCGAUUCGAAAACCGCGAUCCGUUGCAGGCGGGGAUGAUUGUUAGCAACGAGCCUGGCCUUUAUUUUGAAGGACGCUUUGGAAUCCGCAUCGAAAACCUCAUGCUUGUGGUUGAGAAGGCAAGUUGCACCACGACAGGCGGGUUCCAGCAUAGAAGUUCCAGCAUAGAAGUGCCUGCAAAAGGCCGCCGACGCAGAUGGCAGACGCUACUUGGGCUUGCGCCCGCUCACGCUGGUACCCAUUCAGAGAGACCUCAUAGACCCAUCAUUGCUGUCAAACGCAGAGCUUGCCUACCUAAACGCUUACCACAGGCGGGUCGCGGAGGAACUUUCUCCGAUCAUGCUGGAACAUGGGAACACAGAAGCCCUCGCUUAUCUUCAUCGUGA
This is a messenger RNA of Symbiodinium pilosum, 1497 nucleotides long. The record is from the annotation of a GenBank genome assembly. NCBI's taxonomy places the organism in Eukaryota, Dinophyceae, Suessiales, Symbiodiniaceae.